AUGUCGUUGAAACAGGAAAUCGAGAUUUGGGUGCAAGCGAUUAAGCACUAUGAUGGAAACGAAUACGAUGAAGCAUUGCGGCAAUUUGAUAGAAUUGGAGAUACUUCUAAAAUUCUCUUCAACAUCGGUGUAAUCCACGCCACCCUGGGAGAGCACGAGAAAGCUGUCAUAGCAUUCCAAAAGGCCGUUAAGCUAGACAACUACUUCGCUGUCGCGUACUUUCAACAAGGCGUAUCCAACUUCUUAUUAGGAGACUUUGAAGAAGCUCUUGCCAACUUUAAUGACUCUCUUCUGUACUUGCGAGGAAACACAUUAAUCGACUAUGAGCAACUUGGCCUUAAAUUCCGAUUGUAUUCUUGCGAGGUGUUAUUCAACCGUGGUCUUUGCUAUAUCUACCUAAAUCAGAGGGAAGCUGGUAUGCAAGAUUGGGGAUACUCGGUGAAGGAAAAGCAAGUAGAUGACCAUGGUGUCAUCGACGAGGCGAUUCGUGAUGGAGGGGAGGGCUACACCGUGUUUUCAAUUCCUGUCGGGGUGCUCUAUAGACCUAGUGACGCAAAGGUUAGAAAUGUCAAAACAAAAGACUAUCUCGGAAAGGCGAGGUUAGUCGCAGCAACGGAUGCGAAUAACACUUUCACUGGUUUCUCCGGUACGGAGUCUAAGAGGAUUGUUGAACCAGUUGACGAUAGACCGACAGAGUCGCUAUCAUUCGCUGCAUCAAACUUAGUAAUCCCGAACAAAACUUCAAAGAGGACAGAAGAAGCUUCGAACGCAAACCCGAAUACAAGUAUUCCCCGAAGCCAAGAGCGACAGGUGUUCCCACCCACACCCCCGCCGGAGAAAGAUCCCGGUUCUAAUCGCCUUCGAGAUAAUGGCGCGGCUUUCCCAGUCAAACAAGCACCCUCUCGUCAAACUAGCAAGCGAGAUGCUGGGAGAGACAGGCGUAGGCGGGAUGAGAUGGGAUACGUCCCAGAAGAAGAGCAGGACGACGAUGACGAGCCACAACAGCCUUCUGGAAGGCGCGGAAGUGCCCGGAGUGAUAGGAGUUAUCAAAGUUCUCGGCAAAGGCCUCCUCCUCCAAGCUCGAGGGGGGGAAGGAGACGAGAUGAACAUCAUGAGGACGAGGAAUACUAUGAUGAUGUCUAUGACUACUAUGGUUCCGAGCACAGUGGGAGGGGUGGAAGCUCGAGACGACCAUCAGAAGGGUCACGCAGGGAGCCUCGAAGACAGCCGCCACCACAGUAUAACGAUGAUUAUCAAAGUGAUGGUGACGAAGACUUCGAGGACGACGAGGAGUUUGACCUUGUUAGUGCACGUGGUAGCAAGAGAGGCGGCAACCGUCGUCCCCUUGACGUGAGAAAGAUCAAUGUGAAGAUCCACUAUGAAGAAGAAACCCGAUUAACGGUGAUCACGCCCGGGAUUGGGUUUAAUGAGUUUACUUACAAAUUAAAAACAAAACUUGGCAUGGAACGGGCUUGCAAAUUCAAAGUCCGUGAUGAAGAUGGUGAGCAGAUCUUAGUCGCUGACCAGGAGGACCUCGACCUUCAGCUCUCCGCCUGUAAGAGGGCUGCAAAGCGUGCUAAGUCCGAAACGGGGAAACUUGAGAUCUGGGCCUUCGAAGCGUAA
Molecule: messenger RNA, 1623 nt
Organism: Orbilia oligospora ATCC 24927
Lineage: Eukaryota; Fungi; Ascomycota; Orbiliomycetes; Orbiliales; Orbiliaceae
Exons: 6
Coding region: 1-1623 (540 amino acids)
Molecular function (GO): protein binding
Source: RefSeq, a predicted model, not a curated record